Theobroma cacao (cacao) is the source of this 3733-nucleotide messenger RNA. RefSeq names its product importin subunit beta-1. The record is from RefSeq and is a predicted model, not a curated record. Lineage: Eukaryota; Viridiplantae; Streptophyta; Magnoliopsida; Malvales; Malvaceae. Gene Ontology annotation, molecular function: small GTPase binding. Gene Ontology annotation, biological process: protein import into nucleus.
AGGCCAGCUCCGAAUCCGCGUCUCCAUCUUCUUCUUAUUCGUCCUUUUCCUUUUCCUUUUUCAUUUUCUCUCUCCUAAUACUAGGGUUCUACUCAGCCCCUUUCGGCCUUCUCCGAUCGGUGGAAAGUAAAAUCUGCAUCGAAUUUCGUGAAUUUUAAGGGCGAUGGAAGUUACACAGGUGCUUUUAAAUGCACAAUCUAUAGAUGGAGCUGUGCGCAAGACUGCUGAAGAAAGCUUGAAACAGUUCCAGGAGCAGAACCUUCCUGGUUUCUUGCUGUCACUUUCUGUGGAGUUGGCAAAUGAGGAGAAGCCUGUUGAAACACGUAAAUUAGCGGGUUUGAUACUUAAGAAUGCGUUGGAUGCGAAGGAACAGCACAGGAAGUUUGAGCUGGUUCAAAGAUGGUUGUCAUUGGACACCAAUGCAAAGAGCCAGAUUAAGGCAUGCUUACUGAAGACUCUGUCUUCUCCAGUAUCUGAUGCUCGGUCAACUGCAUCUCAAGUUAUUGCCAAGGUUGCUGGCAUUGAGUUGCCACAGAAACAGUGGCCUGAGUUGAUAAGUUUGCUUUUAUCAAAUGUUCAUCAGCUACCAGCUCAUGCUACGCAAGCCACUUUAGAGACUCUUGGGUAUAUGUGUGAGGAGGUCUCACCUGAUGUUAUUGAUCAAGAUCAAGUAAAUAAAAUACUUACUGCUGUAGUUCAAGGUAUGAGUGCAUCAGAAGGAAACACUGAUGUGAGGCUUGCUGCUACAAGGGCACUUUACAAUGCACUGGGAUUUGCUCAGGCAAAUUUCAGCAAUGACAUGGAGCGUGAUUAUAUAAUGAGAGUUGUCUGUGAGGCAACACUAUCCCCAGAAGUGAGGAUAAGGCAGGCAGCUUUCGAGUGUUUGGUUUCCAUUUCAUCAACUUACUACGAGAAACUAGCUCCUUAUAUCCAGGAUAUUUUUAACAUCACGGCAAAGGCCGUGAGGGAAGAUGAGGAACCUGUCUCACUUCAAGCCAUUGAGUUCUGGAGUUCAAUAUGUGAUGAGGAGAUAGAUAUUUUGGAAGAAUAUGGAAGUGAUUUCACUGGGGACUCUGAUAUUCCUUGCUUUUACUUUAUCAAGCAGGCACUCCCUGCUCUUGUUCCUAUGCUGUUGGAGACUCUCUUGAAGCAAGAGGAGGAUCAGGAUCAGGAUGAGGGGGCUUGGAAUAUUGCAAUGGCUGGCGGAACCUGUCUAGGUUUGGUUGCGCGGACUGUAGGAGAUGAUAUUGUCCCUCUUGUUGUGCCAUUUAUUGAGGAGAAUAUAACAAAACCAGAUUGGAGGCAGAGGGAGGCGGCAACUUAUGCCUUUGGUUCAAUCUUGGAGGGUCCUUCCCCUGAAAAGUUGCUAUCUCUUGUGAAUGUUGCCUUAACCUUCAUGCUCAGUGCUUUGACAAAGGACCCCAAUAGCCAUGUCAAAGACACUACUGCCUGGGCCCUUGGACGGAUCUUUGAAUUCCUUCAUGGUUCUGCUGUAGAUUCACCUAUCAUCACUCAGGCAAAUUGCCAACAGAUAGUCACAGUUCUGCUGCAGAGUAUGAAGGACACUCCAAAUGUUGCUGAGAAAGCCUGUGGUGCUCUCUAUUUUCUUGCUCAAGGUUAUGAGGAGGUGGGUCCAUCAUCUCCUUUAACUCCUUUUUUCCAAGAAAUUGUCCAGUCCCUUCUCACUGUUACUCAUCGAGAAGAUGCUGGGGAAUCCCGACUGAGGACUGCUGCCUAUGAGACAUUGAAUGAAGUGGUGAGGUGUUCAACCGAUGAGACAGCUUCAUUGGUGUUGCAAUUGGUGCCUGUAAUCAUGAUGGAGCUUCAUAACACCCUUGAGGGGCAGAAACUGUCUUCUGAUGAAAGGGAGAAGCAAAGUGAAUUGCAGGGCCUUCUUUGUGGGUGUUUACAGGUCAUCAUUCAGAAGCUUGGUUCAUCAGAACCAACCAAGUAUGUGCUCAUGCAGUAUGCAGAUCAGAUAAUGGGGCUUUUCCUUAGGGUUUUUGCUUGUAGGAGUGCCACUGUACACGAGGAGGCCAUGCUUGCCAUUGGAGCCCUUGCUUAUGCAACAGGACCAGAUUUUGCAAAGUAUAUGCCAGAGUUUUAUAGGUACUUGGAGAUGGGUCUUCAGAAUUUUGAGGAGUACCAAGUCUGUGCUGUCACAGUUGGUGUUGUUGGUGAUAUUUCCAGGGCAAUAGAGGAAAAAAUUGUGCCCUACUGUGACGGGAUUAUGACACAACUUCUCAAGAAUUUAUCAAGCAACCAGUUGCAUCGUUCUGUGAAACCUCCCAUAUUUUCAUGCUUCGGCGACAUUGCAUUGGCCGUAGGGGAGUAUUUUGAAAAGUACUUAAUGUGGGCCAUGUCCGCGCUUCAGAGUGCAGCAGAGUUGUCUACCCAUACAGCAGGUGAUGAUGAAUUGACAGAGUACACAAAUUCACUGAGAAAUGGAAUUCUGGAGGCAUAUUCUGGGGUUUUCCAAGGGUUUAAGAACUCUCCAAAAACCCAGCUCUUGAUUCCCUAUGCAUCUCACAUCCUUCAGUUCUUGGAUAGCAUAUACAUUGAGAAAGACAUGGAUGAUGUGGUUAUGAAGACAGCCAUUGGAGUCCUUGGAGAUCUAGCUGAUACAUUGGGAAGUCAUGCUGGUUCUCUGAUACAGCAAUCCCCGUCAAGCAAAGACUUUUUAAAUGAAUGCUUGUCUUCUGAAGACCUUAUGAUUAAAGAAUCUGCUGAAUGGGCCAAGUUGGCCAUUAGUCGUGCCAUUUCUGUUUGAGGGUGUUGCCAUUCAGCAUGUUUAUUUUCUUUUGGAAGUCCAUGCAUUUGGGUGUGUUGAGUUGAGGGUCUGGGAUUGCAUGUGUCAAGUCAUCGCCUUUGUCAGACAACAGAAGUAAUCAGUCUUCAAGUUGUCACUAACUCUUGCAUCAUCAUCAUCAUGGGGUCAGAUUCCUUUUUUUUUUCUUUUGUCAUGGAGGAAGUGGAUUAAGAUGGUUUCAGAGAAGUUGAUGAAGGUCUCCAUGAAACUGGGGGAGAGAAUAUCUGUUGGUCCUGAAAGAUUGAAGUAGGGGAGGAUCAGUAACUGUGACAUGUGGGAAAGACUGACUAGUCACCUAGCUUGGUCACGUGCUGUUUCUACGCCCCAUUUGUCAAGACAAACAUCAUUUUUGCCUUGGUGUGGUUUUCUCCAAUUAAAUUUAGGUUGUUGGAGUGGAUGACUGAGAAUUUGGUUCAAAGUGCUGCAGCACUUCAAGACAUGUCAAGUACUGCAUUUCCACCAUUGUCCUUCCAUCACCUAGUUUUGGUUCUGAGUGUUACUCAACCCCUUCUUUUGGUAGUUCAACUCUUCAUAUUUUUUAAGUAUGAUACGUCAGUGGCUGGGUUGCAUUUAAUCACCUCUGCUGCUUUUGUAUAUUUUGUUUCGGUGGGGUUGGGGGUUAGCCACAUACAGCAUGCUAUUGGGAGUAUUCCAUCCAGCAUUGCAUUGUUGUUGUUGUCGGGGUUUUUUUUUUUUUUUUUUUAUAAAUUUGAAUUGUUAGCAAAAGUCUCGAGUCAAUUGUUCAAUAUCAUGCAUUCAUAAAAUUAUUUGUUUUGCAUUUCCUUUGGGUAUACAAUUUUGUUCCCGUUGUUUCAGAUUGUAUAAUAGAAUUUUUGGUUAUCACUGCUUAUACAUAGUGAUAGUAAAUCACAAAUUGGGCUGACAUUAGUAGGGCCGAAUGAGAUAAUUCUGGGUUUGCCUUUU